GACAUCACUGUUUGUGCUAGUCGGGGAAAGAUGGCGGAGGCUGCGGCUGUACCUCCGCAUCGGUUCUUCUGUCACUGUUGUAAAGGCGAAGUGAACCCUAAACUACCGGAAUAUAUUUGUCCAAGAUGUGAUUCUGGCUUCAUAGAAGAAGUUACAGAAGACUCCAGUCUUCUGCACAGCAGUGGAAAUGGACUAGAGGAUACAGCCACACAGUUUGCUGAACUCUGGCAUCUGUUGUUUGUGGAGAGGCCGUUUUCUCUGGACUUGGACAGUCCGGAUUCAGAGCGGGUUCCAGGCGGAGGGGGCGGGGGUCUCGGUUUGGGAGGCGGUCCCUUCGGCGGCUCUGUCCCCGGGGGUUUGGGCGGAUCCCUGGGGGGGUCGCUGGGAGGGGGAGAGAACUGGGGUCCAGGACGCCCCCAGCGUUUGCACACACAGAGGAGAUACCGGUCCAGAGGCAGCAGCAGACCCGACCGCUCUCCAGCCGUGGAGGGAAUAGUUCAGCAGUUUUUGGCAGGCCUGUUUGCCAACUCGGGAGUUCCAGGUUCUCCUCCGUUGUCAUGGACGGGCAUGUUGCACUCAAAUCCUGGGGAUUACGCCUGGGGACAGGGAGGACUGGAUGCCGUUAUUACACAGUUACUGGGUCAGUUUGAGAACACAGGGCCUCCUCCCGCAGACAAAGAAAAAAUAUCCUCCCUCCCCACGGUUGUCAUCUCUCAGGAACAGGCUGACUGCAGUAUGGAGUGCUCUGUUUGUAAAGAAGAUUACUCGGUGGGAGAGCCCGUCAGGCAGCUGCCCUGUAACCACUUCUUCCACAGCAACUGCAUCGUGCCCUGGCUGGAACUGCAUGAUACCUGUCCAGUCUGCAGGAAGAGUUUGAAUGGGGAGGACAGCUCCAGUCAGUCUCCUGCUGAUCACUCGUCUCAAAACAGCGAAUCACGUACACAGGAGAGAUGGUCCUUCUAAAAACACUCUCUCUCACAAACACACACACUCUUCAGGACCAUCUCACCCCUCUGUGUCAUCAUCUCAUCACUGAUGUUUCUGUUUAUCAUGUACAUACCUAAACAUGCACAUGCACAUGCACGCAUACA
Molecule: messenger RNA, 1091 nt
Organism: Chanos chanos (milkfish)
Lineage: Eukaryota; Metazoa; Chordata; Actinopteri; Gonorynchiformes; Chanidae
Gene: rnf115a
Product: ring finger protein 115a
Exons: 9
Coding region: 31-963 (310 amino acids)
Biological process (GO): ubiquitin-dependent protein catabolic process
Cellular component (GO): nucleus
Molecular function (GO): ubiquitin protein ligase activity
Source: RefSeq, a predicted model, not a curated record